Molecule: messenger RNA, 2072 nt
Organism: Xiphophorus couchianus (Monterrey platyfish)
Lineage: Eukaryota; Metazoa; Chordata; Actinopteri; Cyprinodontiformes; Poeciliidae
Product: ectonucleoside triphosphate diphosphohydrolase 2-like
Exons: 9
Coding region: 259-1773 (504 amino acids)
Biological process (GO): nucleoside diphosphate catabolic process
Cellular component (GO): plasma membrane
Molecular function (GO): UDP phosphatase activity; GDP phosphatase activity; ribonucleoside triphosphate phosphatase activity
Source: RefSeq, a predicted model, not a curated record
UGUAAAGCAGCUCCGGCAGGAUAAAGGCAUUGCUGAACGACUGGCUCCGGUAUCCGUGGUUCUGCUUCCUGCUGGUGUGAAGCCGCUCCGGACUUUGAACGUUCAUCUGAGUCAGACUUUAAAAUGUCAGCUGCUGGGCAGGAAGCCAGCAGGUGAAGAGGAGCAACAGUUCCUCCUCCUCCUCUUCUUCUUCUUCUUCUUCCACUUGUUGCUGAGUGAAGCCUCAUUUCCAGAAGCAGAAAGUCUCACUUUCGCUUCAUGGCUCAGUUUUCCUCCCUUCCCAUCGCUCCCAUCGCGCUGCUGCUGUUCGGACUGGUCGGCAUCCUGCUGCUCACCAUUCCCUCCCAGGACGUCCAGGACGCGCCGGGGUUCUUGUAUGGGAUUGUCCUGGAUGCCGGUUCUUCCCACACGUCUUUGUAUAUCUAUAAGUGGCCUGCAGAUAAACAAAAUGGCACCGGCGUGGUCACCCAGCACAGCGAAUGCUCUGUGGACGGUGGGGGGAUUUCUAGCUACGCUGGCCAAGUCGGAGCGGCGGGCCGAAGCUUACGGGCGUGUCUGAACCGGGCCGUUGAAGAGAUUCCCAAAGAGAAACACCCGAACACACCUGUGUACCUGGGAGCCACAGCCGGCAUGAGGCUGUUGAAUAAGUCCAGUCCACAGCAGUCGGAUCAGGUUCUGGCCGAAGUGGGCAGCGAGAUCCAGUCGUUUCCUUUCAGCUACAGAGGAGCGGUGAUCCUGAGCGGACGGGAGGAGGGCGCCUACGGCUGGGUCACCGUCAACUACCUGCAGGAAAACUUCAUCAAGUUCGGGUUUGUGGGACGUUGGUUCAGCUCCGGCAGAGCGACGGUGGGAGCGCUGGACUUCGGCGGUGCGUCGACGCAGAUCACGUUUGUUACUCAGCAGAAGGUGGAGGACGAAGCAAACAGGAAGGAGCUGCGUCUCUACGGCCAUGUUUACUCGCUGUACACUCACAGCUUCCUGUGCUACGGCCAGGACCAGCUUUUAAAGAAACUGCUGGCCCAAAUCGUGAAGUCUCAGGGUUACGCUCCGGAGGUCAAUCAUCCCUGCUAUCCUGCAAACUUCACCAGGACACUGAAAAUGGAGAAUAUCUUCGACUCGCCGUGCACCGUGCAGUACAAACCCGACACCUACAACCCUCAGAGGAGCUUGACGCUACGUGGCAGCGGACAUUACCAGAACUGCUUUCACAACGUGUCCGAACUCUUCCUCUACGACGGCUGCCCCUUCUCGCGGUGUUCGUUUGACAAAGUCUUCCAACCGAAAGUCACUGGCAACUUCAUGGCGUUUUCUGCUUUUUACUUCAUUCACUCGUCCCUGCAGAAGGUCACAGGGGUCAAGGUCAGUACGCCCCUGCAGCUGGAGAACGCCACCAAGACGGUGUGCAGCAUGAACUACAGCCAGCUGCAGAUGAUGUCGGAGGCAGAAAAUCCCGAUCGUCUGAAGGAUUUCUGCGCUUCCUCUGUGUUCAUCAAAGCUCUGCUGCUGAGAGGAUACGGCUUUGACGACGCAUCGUUCCCUGGCAUUUCCUUUCAGAAUACGGCGGGCGACGCGUCGGUGGGCUGGGCUAUGGGCUACAUGCUGGUGCUGAGCAAUUUGCUGCCUGCAGAAAGCGCCGGGGUGAGGAAAUCUCUCACCGUCGGAGCGUGGGGAAUGCUCCUCUUCCUCUUCAUCGUCCUCCUCAUCAUCUGCGUCUGUCUGCUGUUUCGAGCGCGAAGCAAGAGGAAGAAAGGAGGCGAUGAAAGCGCCAUCUAGAUACAACAUCAUGCUGUGAAGAAAAGAAACGUACAGGACUUUUGGUUUUUGUUGUUAUUGCUUCUUCCAGCAACUUCAGUGUAUAUCUGCUUCGCCAUCAUCUGCAGGACUGGCAUUUGUUUGAACUGUUUGUGUUUUUAAUUAGAUUCAUAAUACAACACAAUCUUUCAGUGACACCAGACGGCCAAUAAGUUUGUAUUUAAUGAGGCUGUUUGGUCUGGUUUGUAAAGCUACACUGUCGAAAAUGAACAGCAAUAAUUUGGGUUAUUUGGUUUGUCAUAAAUGAAAAAAAUCCCCCC